UGUCUAUUCUUCAGUAAUCCUUUCUUAUUCAGAAUUUUUCCAAUCUUUUCUCUUUUAGAAAGCAUGAACCAUCUUAAUUAUCUAGAAGAUUUGCCCUAACAACUCCAGGAAACAAUGUUGUUAGUCUCUUCAAGGGACAAGGGUUUAUGGGUGGGUGAACAGUUGGUUCUCCUCCUGUCCAGACGAGUGCUGCACUGGCCAAGGCAGGAAUCGAGAGGAGGAGCUGCGUCCGCCAUGGCUGUGGGUGCCGGAGCUGUGGUGCUGUUCUUGGCUGCUGCUACUCUCUUGGGGGCUAGUGCCAACACAGACUCUGAUGAUGUGAACGCUCUCAAUGUGUUGUACACAAGCAUGAAUUCUCCAGCCCUGCUGACGAAUUGGGUGUCACAAAACGGAGAUCCCUGUGGACAGUCGUGGCUUGGGAUCACUUGCUCAAAUUCCAGGGUGACCACAAUAAAGUUAUCUGGUAUGAGGCUUAAUGGGACUUUGGGAUACAACAUGAACCUACUGACUGCACUAGUUGAGCUUGAUACAAGCAAGAAUAAUCUUGGAGGCAGUGACAUUCCUUACAACCUUCCUCCAAAUCUUGAGAGAUUAAACCUUGCAGAGAAUAACUUCACUGGAAGCAUACCAUACUCUAUAUCCCAAAUGAUUGCCCUUAGGAUUUUAAAUCUUGGACAUAAUCAUCUCACAACCACAAAUGAUAUGUUCAACCAGCUAACUAACCUAACAACAUUGGACCUCUCAUACAACUCACUUUCUGGUAAUAUUCCACAAAGCUUCAAUUCAUUGACAAGUUUGAGAAAACUUUACCUACAGAACAACAGAUUCAAUGGCACAAUAGAUGUCCUUGCUGAUCUUCCCCUUACUGACUUAAAUGUUGCAAAUAACCAAUUCACCGGGUGGAUACCUGAUAAGCUAAAGAAAAUAAAGAAUCUCCAGACAAAUGGAAACUCAUUUGGCAAUGGUCCUUCUCCACCACCUCCACCAUAUCAGUCUCCACCAUACAAAUCUCCUCCAUAUAAACCUCCACAGCCUCGACAACCUACUGCUCCAAGUACUACUGUUAACAAUAGCCCAUCUAAUGAUGGUGGCAAACACUCUAAACUAAGUGACGGUGCCAUAGCAGGAAUUGUAGUAUGUUUGGUGGUUGUGGGUUCAAUAGUUGCAUUCUUUGUGAUCAAGAGGAAAUAUUGGGCAUUGCCACGGGGAGGAGAUCCUGAACAUAGGGAACCUCUCAGCCCUAUUGCUUCGGGAUUUAAAGACAGUCUCAAACAGAUGAAGUCAAUCAAGAUCAUCUCUACAGUUGGCAAGGAAGAAUUGCAGAAGACUGUUUCAAUGAAUUUAAAACCUCCAACAAAAAUUGACCUGCACAAGUCCUUUAAUGAAAAUGAUGUCACAAGCAGAUCGGACACAAGGAAAAUAAGUUUGAGUUCCAUCAGAACACCUGCAUACACAGUGGCAGACCUGCAGGUGGCAACUGGCAGCUUCAGUCCUGACAAUUUAAUCGGGGAGGGAUCAUUUGGCCGUGUUUACAAGGCAAAAGUCAACGAUCAUAAGGUCCUGGCUGUGAAGAAGAUCAAUUUUUCUGGGUUCCCUAGUCAUCCUUCAGAUUUGUUCAUUGAGUUAGUUGCAAACAUUUCAAGGUUAAAUCAUCCAAACCUCGCUGAGUUAGUUGGGUACUGCUCAGAGUAUGGGCAGUGCUUACUGGCAUAUGAAUUUUACCGAAAUGGUUCUCUCAAUGACUUCCUUCAUCUAGUGGAUGAUCAAAGCCAACCAUUGUCUUGGAAUACCCGUGUGAAGAUUGCCCUUGGAUCUGCGAGGGCCUUAGAAUAUCUACAUGAAACUUGCUCACCAUCCGUGAUACACAAGAAUUUCAAGUCGUCCAAUAUUUUACUGGAUAAUGAGCUAAAUCCCCAUCUUUCGGAUUCUGGGUUUGGUGGCCUUAUUCCUAACCAGGAAUCCCAGGCAUCAGACGACAACUCAGGAUACAAGGCCCCUGAGGUGACCAUGUCUGGCCAGUACUCCCUGAAGAGUGACGUCUACAGCUUCGGCGUUGUCAUGCUAGAGCUCCUGACUGGCCGGAAACCCUUUGAUAGGUCACGGCCACGGCCAGAGCAGUCACUGGUCCGGUGGGCAACUCCCCAGCUGCACGACAUCGACGCGUUGGACCGGAUGGUCGAUCCGGCACUCCAGGGGCUCUACCCUUCCAAAUCACUCUCCCGCUUCGCCGACGCCAUCGCUCUCUGCGUUCAGCCCGAACCGGAGUUCAGGCCGCCGAUGUCGGAGGUCGUCCAGCUGCUGGUCCGCCUCGUGCAGAGAGCGAACAUGACGAGGACGUGCGGCGCCGACGGUCACUCGUGGCGGCGCGACGGCGAGUCCGCAGCGUGUGAUUUUGGCCAUGCUCUGAAAUCCUCGCACAGAGCAUCAGGGCGUGCUGUUCCAUGCAAGGCACGGUCGUUUGCACGGUGUUCUUUGGGUGAUGGUUCUGCUGAGCAGGAGAUUGUGAUUGCUCUGGGAAGCAAUGUGGGGGAUAGGGUUGGUACGUUUGAGAGGGCAUUGCGGAUGAUGAAGAACUCAGGCAUAAGGAUCACCAGGCAUGCCUGCUUGUAUGAGACAGCUCCGGCUUAUGUGACCGAUCAGCCACGGUUCCUGAACUCUGCUGUUAGGGGCACGACUAAGAUGGAACCCCAUGAAUUGCUCAGGAGGCUCAAGGAGAUCGAGAAGGAUAUAGGGCGACACACUGAUGGGAUUAGGUAUGGCCCCAGACCGAUCGAUCUAGACAUUCUUCUGUAUGGUGACUCCCGGAUUAGUACCGAGAAUCUAGUCGUGCCACAUGAACGCAUCCACGAGAGGCCAUUCGUUCUAGCCCCUCUUGUCGACCUUCUAGGUUCAUCCACUAAUGAUGAUGUGGAGAAAAGUUGGCAUUCUCUUGCAAAGUGCACCGGUGGGUUCUUUGAAUUAUGGAACAAACUUGGGGGUGAAUCUAUGAUUGGAACAGAAGGAAUCAAGAGGGUAUUGCCUGUGGGAAAUCGUCUGUUGGAUUGGUCGGAGAGGACCCUUGUCAUGGGGGUACUUAAUCUGACACCGGAUAGCUUCAGCGAUGGGGGCAAGUUCCAGGAAGUGGAAGCUGCCAUAUCGCAGGCCAAGCUAUUAAUAUCAGAAGGUGCAGACAUCAUUGAUAUUGGCGCUCAAUCCACCAGGCCCUUUGCAAGAAGACUAUCUCCAGACGAAGAGCUUGAGAGGCUGAUUCCUUUGCUAGAUGUAAUCACUCAAAUUCCUGAGAUGGAAGGCAAGCUGCUCUCAGUGGACACAUUCUAUGCAGAAAUCGCUGCUGAAGCUGUUAAAAGAGGAGUGCACAUUGUUAAUGAUGUAUCUGGUGGACAGAUUGACCCAAGAAUCCUUGAAGUUGUAGCUGAACUUGGAGUUCCAUUUGUUACUAUGCACAUGAGAGGAGAUCCAUCUACUAUGCAAAGUGAACAAAAUCUAGUAUAUGGUCAUGUCUGUAAUGAGGUUGCUUCUGAGCUAUAUACAAGAGUGAGAGAAGCGGAGUUGUCUGGGAUUCCUUUGUGGAGGAUAGUUCUUGAUCCUGGCAUUGGAUUCUCCAAGAAUGCCAAACAUAACCUUGAAGUAAUUAUGGGCUUGGAAUCUAUUAGAACAGAAAUAGGCGAAAUGAGUUUAGGUGCUUCACAUGUGCCAAUUUUACUUGGUCCCUCAAGGAAAAGAUUUUUAGGUGAAAUAUGCAAUCGCACCAAUCCCAUUGAGAGAGAUGUUGCUACCGUCGCAGCUGCUACGGCUGGGAUAUUGAAUGGUGCUAAUAUAGUAAGGGUCCAUAAUGUUGGAUAUGGUGUGGAUGCUGCAAAGGUAUGCGAUGCAUUGAGGAAGGGCAGAAGAUGAUUAUACCACCUUAAUGGAAAAUAGAUGAUACUCCAUUUUUGUACUAGAAAAUAGUGAUCAAUAAUAAUAACUCUGCCACAAUGUUGGCUUCUCAUAUAAUACCAUAGGGCAAGGUAUCAUCAUAGAAAGCUUGCACACACAACUGUUAUGUGAACCCGAGAUGGAGCUUUUCCCUUUGUCACAUUGUUUCAAUAAUCUUCUAUGAGGUGUGUGCGCGUGUGUUUUCGGGGGCGCGGUGGGGCGAUCCACUUGUGGUUUCUAGUUCAUUUUGUUUCCUAGCUACCUGUGAUCCUUAAGAUUGAUACCUGUGUCCAGUGAUGAAACUGUCAGAAUGCAAGUGCCGGAUGAUUAAACUGCCAUCCAGAAUGGCUGUUCCAUGAUAUCAAUUCAGGCUUCUGAGGACAUUUCUUUUUGCUAGUUAUCGGAUUUUUCUAUCAUAGUGACUGCAUUCAUUCAGUUCCAUAAAGUUGCAUGUAACAACAGUUUUUGGCAAUUUGCUGCGUCAGUAAUACUUUGUGCAUUUCCUUCUGUUUUGGUCUACAUUGCGUUUAUCUUAUGCCAUUUUGUUAACUGUUAUUAGAAUAUAUUCCUUUGUGUUAUCCCAAACAAAUAGUCCACAACCAGUUGAUGGUUCGUUGAGGAUUCCUUGUUAUGUCUUAUUAGUAUUGCAAGUGCUGCAUGAACCUUUGGUACUGAUGUGACCAAUUAUAUCUGAGUGCAUUGCUUUAUCCAACUUCCAUGCAAAAUUAGAUGUUCAUCAUAUUCUUCUGUGCCCUUAUUUUGUGUCAUGUACAUUCGCUCACAUUUGUCUUCAUAGCAUGGGCAAUUUGUAGGGAAGACUUUUGUUCUACAUUUCUGAUGUGCAGCACUAGUGAAGGAUGAACUGUCAUAAUUGUAUUGUGAUGUGGAUCUGCUGCUCAAAUGUGAAGAGAGCAAGUAAUGGAUGUGAAGAGAGCAAGAAGGGAAUGACCCAACAAACUGAUUUAGUAUUUGGAGCAUCUGAGCUUGAAAGCAGACAAGGGAAAUUCAGAUGAACUUUGGCACACAAGGAACACAAAUCCUGAACUGUUAUCUGAAUGAACUGUCACGGUGGCUUAAUCCUUCCUCUCCGCACUCAAUUCAAUGUAAAAGGAGCUGUAAUAAUCUGAAACAAGAUUAACCUAGUAUUAAUUUGAUUUGAUGAUGUUCCAACCUGAUGAUUCAUGAAUUUCUUGACUGCUUGCUGAAUUCAGGAGUGACUUUGGACAUCAGCUAUUCAGCUUUGUCAGUUGCUGUCCUUUUCCAGAGCAAUUCAGUUAUCUUUUGCGUUAUCCUUUUUUUUUCAGAAUAAUAAAGGG
Oryza brachyantha (malo sina) is the source of this 5231-nucleotide messenger RNA. RefSeq names its product protein STRUBBELIG-RECEPTOR FAMILY 7-like. Gene Ontology annotation, molecular function: protein kinase activity; dihydropteroate synthase activity; protein binding. The record is from RefSeq and is a predicted model, not a curated record. The coding region runs from base 115 to 3894 and encodes 1259 amino acids. Gene Ontology annotation, biological process: protein phosphorylation; tetrahydrofolate biosynthetic process. The transcript is spliced from 19 exons. NCBI's taxonomy places the organism in Eukaryota, Viridiplantae, Streptophyta, Magnoliopsida, Poales, Poaceae.